Ceratosolen solmsi marchali is the source of this 2325-nucleotide messenger RNA. RefSeq names its product ENAH actin regulator enabled (gene ena). The record is from RefSeq and is a predicted model, not a curated record. The coding region runs from base 73 to 1977 and encodes 634 amino acids. The transcript is spliced from 9 exons. Gene Ontology annotation, molecular function: SH3 domain binding. Lineage: Eukaryota; Metazoa; Arthropoda; Insecta; Hymenoptera; Agaonidae.
AGUAGUAGCAACACCAGGACGACGAGGACGCGCGUGAGGGCAUAGCACGCGCUGUCCCUCGUCGUUGCAGAUAUGAACGAAGUCAGCAUAUCGUCGGCCCGGGCCUCGGUGAUGGUUUACGAUGACGUAAACAAAAAAUGGGUGCCCUCGGGCAGCUCCUCCGGACUAUCGAAAGUCCAGCUGUACCAUCACCAAGUGAACAACACGUUUCGCGUCGUAGGACGCAAGCUCCAAGAUCACGAAAUCGUCAUGAAUUGCGCGAUCCUGCGUGGCCUCAAGUACAAUCAGGCGACCGUCACCUUCCACCAGUGGCGCGACAACAAGCAAAUCUAUGGCUUGAAUUUCUCGAGCAAGGACGAUGCAGACGCUUUCGCCAAGGCGAUGCUGCAGGCUCUCGACGUUCUGAGUAAUGGUACGAACAUAUCGAGGAUUCUUGGACCAUCGGUGCAGGCUGCCACUCAACAGCAACAGCAGCCACAACAAAUGCCUAUUUAUCAGCAGCAACAACUUGCGCAACAACAGCAACAGCAGCAACCGAACGCUCAGUACGAGGAGGAUAUGGGAUAUAGAACUAUGACCAGAGAAGAUGUCGCUAUAAUGCAGGAACGAAGAAUGUCCCAACAAAAUCAAGUCAGCAACAGUUUGAAUGCUAUAUCGCCAAUUUGUCCAUCGAACACCCUAACUCAACAGCAGCAACAGCAACAACAACAACAACAGCAACAGCAACAGCAACAACAACAGUCCGGUCACCAUAGAACAUCGUCAGCGCCUCCAGCCCCAGCGCCCCAGGGACAGGUUACGUUACAGCAACAGUUGCCGAUGCAACAACAACAGAUGCCUCCAGUGCCGCCACCACAACCUUCGAUAGCCCCACCCGCGCCACCUUGUCCACCUUUAAUGAUGAACUUUCCCGGAGCAAUCGCACAGCAAUAUGGUCAAUCGACACAGAGCCAGCAGUCGCCUUCCGGAGCGAUCACCACGGUAUAUGGGACUCCGAGUAUCGGGCAACCGCAAGCCCCGUACCCGGUGCAGCAAUACGGGUCUGGAAGUCAGUAUGGAAGCCGAGCUUCUCUCAACAGCCAGUACGCGCCGUUGCCAAGCGGUGGCCAAUACGUCAGCCAAGGCCCCUAUGGGCCCGUCGUUUCCCAACAGCCGCUUCCGCAAUCCCAGCAGCCUAUCGUCGCCGUGAUCAAUCCCUACGAGACGCCGGUAAACGGUCUCAAUCAGCCGUAUGCACAUCCACCGAUGAUGGGACCGCAGCCUGAUGGCGGUAGUCCUGGCCUCCAGGCUCCAGUGCCCCCACCGCCCCCGCCUAUGGGGCCUGCUCUUCAAGUUGCCCCGCCACCCCCGCCACCACCGCCGACGCUCUGCGGGAGCAACGGAUUUGGUGGUCAGGAUAGUGGCCCGCCGCCAGCGCCCGACGUCAACUCGUUGGCUGCGGCGCUGCAAGCCGCCAAACUUAAGAAGAAGCAGCAGUCGCAACCGAUCGAAAAUAGUGGCUCUAGCACAAGCAGCAGCGGAAGUGGAAAUUACGGUACCCUCGGUCGUAAUAGUGGUGGCGGAGGUGGUGACAAUGCAGCUGGCAGUGCUGGCUUACCCGCCAUGAUGGUCGAGAUGGCCAAGACGUUGGCCCGUAGACGAGCUGCCGUCGAGAAAAAGCAGCCCGAUCAGCCUCCCGAGCCUGAAAGUUCACCGGAUAAGAAGUCGUGGGAUAAGAGCAAUUCCUCGAUAUCAAACAGCGCUAGCAAUAAUAAAUUCUCGAAUGGGGCCGAGUCGCCGAAAGCUCAUCGUAAAAGGUUCGGCUCUGCAUCCGAAGAUACUUUACUCAAAGUUAAUGGUGUCAACGAGGGCUCGACGAUUUCCGCACAAGAAUUGGAAACUUUCAAAGUGGAGCUCAUGAAAGAUGUACGGAAAGAGUUUCAGAAAAUCAAACAAGAAAUAAUCGAAGCUGUAAGAAGUGAACUGAAUAGAAGAUAAAGACAAGAGGAACGUUAAUGCAGCGGACUGACAUGAUAUGAUACGAGCUAACCAACGACAGAGUAAACGAGAAAUUUCACUAGAUAGCUCAAUUAAAGUAUCAUCUAUAAGCCCAUUUGUGUGUAAGCAGGUUUUUAUUAUGCGAGUUACAAUUGCGAGUACAGUGUAGGCUAUAUAUCCAUGUAUAUCAACCACUUUCUGUGUAAGUACGUUAAUCUAACUUGAUAUAUAGUACUACGAAAGAAACGGACGCGGGCUCGUUGUAUUUAAGGUAAUUAAAAUAAAUCAUCGUUGUCUUGAGAUACGGAUUUUCGACGAAGAGAGAGAGAGAGAGAGAGAGAGAGAGAG